AAAAGAGAGAGAGAGCGAAGGUUAUAACGAGACCAAUUCAACACCGCCACAGAAACAAUAAUUUUGUUUGACUUUUUUUUUUUUCUGAGUUUUGACUACAAUAUUGUUAAUUUAUAGCAGAGACUAACUGCACCCUGAAAAAUUCCAAAACCAGAAAGGGCGAUAGGGAUAUCUAUCCGAUGUAAUGACAUAGCAUCAUACCUCAGCAAUCUGAUCAUAGGAUUGGCUGCGGGAAAGACGGAAAAAAAAGGUUAAAGAAAAGCAUUCCUGUGUGUGUCACCCCCUAUGAGUCUAUGACUCUUCCACUGCGUCACCUCUUACGAUACUUCCUCCUCUAAAUGCCUCUCAUUUGAUAAUUUGGAUAGGGCAGUCUGCUGGUAAUAUAAAAUGGGAGUCCGAGAAACAGAAUGGAGGGAGUCAAGAAAUCUCAUUACUACAACUACUCAACCUUAGGUGUUUUGGAUUUGAAGGAUGUUGGAGUUGAUGAUGUUUCCCUAAAAAUUACACACUGUGGAGUUUGUUAUGCCGAUGUUAGCUGGACUAGAAAUGGUCAUGGAGACUCAAGAUAUCCUUUGGUGCCUGGACAUGAAAUUGUUGGAAUUGUUAAAGAGGUUGGUUCCAACGUUCGUGGCUUCAAAGUUGGUGAUCAUGUUGGAGUGGGAACAAUUGUCAACUCCUGCAGAGAUUGUGAGUACUGCAAUGAUGAUAAAGAAAAUUGUUGCAUAAAAGGGUGCGUUUUGACCUUCAAUGGUGUUGAUGUGGAUGGAACCAUCACAAAAGGUGGAUAUUCCAGCUAUGUAGUUGUCCAUGAAAGAUACUGCUUCAAAAUACCCGAUCACUAUCCUCUAGCUUCAGCGGCACCAUUGCUUUGUGCUGGAAUUACUGUUUAUUCGCCAAUGAUGCGCCAUAACAUGAACCAACCUGGCAAAUCUCUUGGUGUUAUCGGGCUUGGUGGUCUUGGUCACAUGGCAGUGAAGUUUGGUAAGGCUUUCGGAUUGAAAGUAAUAGUUUUCAGCACGAGCAUAUCUAAGAAAGAGGAAGCCUUGAAUCUCCUUGGUGCAGACUACUUUGUUAUCUCAUCUGACCAAGAGCAGAUGAAGGCCCUAGCUAAAUCACUGGACUUCAUAGUUGACACAGCAUCUGGUGAUCACCCCUUUGAUCCCUACUUGGGACUCUUGAAAAUUGGUGGGAUUUAUACCCUUGUAGGGUUUCCAAGUGAGAUAAAAUUCAGUCCUGCUAGCCUUAAUCUAGGUUUGAGAUCGGUUUCCGGAAGUAUUACAGGUGGUUCAAAAAUGAUCCAAGAAAUGAUCGAUUUCUGCGGUGUAAACAAAAUUUACCCAAAUAUUGAAGUAAUUCCAAUUGGGUACGUAAAUGAAGCUCUUGAGAGGCUAAUAAAGAGGGAUAUCAAGUACCGGUUUGUGAUUGACAUUGAGAACUCCCUCAAGUGAAAUCCUGGUGGUAAAAUUAAAAUCUUAACCUCAGAUUGCAUGUCGUUUCUCAUGGAUGAAUGGCAUGCAUAAGGUUUGAUGAAGUAUCUGUUCUAGAGCUCAUACCAUGUAAUGUUGAAGCAAUUAUGGUAAAAUAAGCGAAUAGCAGUAUCUUUUUGUUUGAAAGAAAGUUUGAGUGAAAAUGGAUUUGGUCAAGGCUUGUAUCAACAGAAUUUUCAAUGUAACCUUUUCAUUUCAAAGCCCUGGAAAGAUCUUUUUAA
This is a messenger RNA of Rubroshorea leprosula, 1708 nucleotides long. The record is from the annotation of a GenBank genome assembly. NCBI's taxonomy places the organism in Eukaryota, Viridiplantae, Streptophyta, Magnoliopsida, Malvales, Dipterocarpaceae.